AGAGAGACAAAUCCGACAAUUACGAACUCGGAUUACUGAGUUGGAGGCUAUAAUUAAUCGAACUCCUGCCCAAGAACAGGAAUUACAGGAUAAAAAGAAGGAAUUAGCCGAAUUAGAAAAACAACAGCAAGAGGGAGUGGCUCAUAUAGUAGGAUUAAUAGUCAUUGGGAAAUAUGUUGUCAAAAUAAAGUAUAAAGAGGCACAAUUGGAGUUAAGAACAAAAGAACUAGAAAAGAAAAAUGGACACGAACAGCACCAAAUAGAUGAAUUAAAAAAGGAAGUCCAAGAAUUAAAGAAAAA
Molecule: messenger RNA, 300 nt
Organism: Racocetra persica
Lineage: Eukaryota; Fungi; Glomeromycota; Glomeromycetes; Diversisporales; Gigasporaceae
Source: the annotation of a GenBank genome assembly